This is a messenger RNA of Selaginella moellendorffii, 2091 nucleotides long. RefSeq names its product probable inositol transporter 2. Gene Ontology annotation, molecular function: myo-inositol:proton symporter activity. Lineage: Eukaryota; Viridiplantae; Streptophyta; Lycopodiopsida; Selaginellales; Selaginellaceae. The coding region runs from base 153 to 1886 and encodes 577 amino acids. Gene Ontology annotation, biological process: transmembrane transport. The transcript has 7 exons. The record is from RefSeq and is a predicted model, not a curated record. Gene Ontology annotation, cellular component: membrane.
GUGAUCAUUCCAUCUGCUACCUUUGAGUGACUUACACCUGACAAUGAGCGUUGGAUAAGAUGCCUUUUCUAUCUUAAGAGGACUAAAUCUGUGUCCUUGCGUUAAGGUAUCUUGGCAACUAAAAGUCUCGAGAGAAAGAGGGGCAGCGCGCCAUGGAGGUCGAUGGCGGAGCUUCCAAAGAGCGGCGAUGGCUUCCAAAUUCAUACGUUAUGAAGCUCACGCUGGCGGCCGGAUUGGGUGGGCUUCUUUUUGGCUAUGACACUGGAGUCAUUUCUGGAGCGCUUCUAUACAUCCGUGAUGACUUCCCGGAGGUGGACCGAAGCACGGUCCUUCAGGAAACGAUUGUUAGCACGGCCAUUGCUGGAGCGAUCCUGGGAGCUGCCAUUGGUGGAAAGAUGAGCGAUCGUUUUGGAAGGCGGCCCGUGCUGAUUGUGGCGGAUGCUUUGUUCGUAGUUGGGGCGGUGCUCAUGGCAGCAGCAACAAGUGCCACGUUAUUGAUCGUGGGUCGAGUCUUCGUUGGACUUGGAGUUGGAGUUGCGUCUAUGACAGCUCCUCUCUAUAUCGCCGAGGCUUCUCCCGCGAGUAAGCGCGGGGGACUCGUGAGCUUGAACGUUCUCAUGAUCACCGGAGGACAGUUCAUAUCUUACGUUAUAAAUUUUGCUUUCAGCAAGGUACUUCCUUCUCUCUCCUAUAUUCGAUGUACUGAGCUGAUGCUAUUUUGGAUACAGCUGCCUGGAACUUGGCGAUGGAUGUUGGGAGUAGCGUGCGUGCCUGCCCUUCUCCAGGCGUUUCUCAUGUUCUUUCUUCCGGAGUCUCCUCGGUGGCUCUUCAGACAGGGACGAGUCGACGAGGCUGUUGUCGUGCUGACCAAUAUCUACCCCGGGGAUCAACUGAAAAAAGAAAUGGGCGAGCUUCAGGCUUCCGUGGAUGCCGAGAAAGAAAACAAGGCUUCGAUAAAAGAACUUAUUAAAUCCAGAGAAAUCAGGCUUGCUCUACGAGCUGGCGUUGGUCUCCAGAUUUUCCAGCAGUUCGUGGGGAUCAACACGGUCAUGUACUACAGCCCCUCCAUCGUGGAGCAAGCCGGCUUCGCGUCACACCAGACCGCGCUGCUACUCUCCAUGAUCGUUGCCGGCAUGAACGCUCUGGGAACAAUCGCAGGGAUAGUCCUCAUCGACAAGUUUGGCAGGCGUCGCUUGUCCAUGAGCAGCCUCGUCGGCGUCAUCCUCGCUCUGGGACUCCUCACGGCCGCGUUCCAGAUCACAGCCAGCGACGCUCCAGCGGUGGACAUCACCUCCUCGUUCGCCUCUCCAUACACUUGCCCGGACUUCUCCAGGAACUCCGCUCGCUGGGACUGCAUGUCGUGCUUAAAGCACGACUGUGGUUUCUGUGGAGCCGAAUCCAAUCAGAUGUUUGCCGGGAGCUGUUUCAUCUCGAACAGAACCGUGGGUGACUUUUGUGGCGACAACCAUCGACCGUGGUUCACGAAAGGCUGUCCAAGUCACUACGGGUGGCUGGCUCUCAUCGGCCUGGGAGCUUACAUCGCAGCGUUCUCUCCAGGUAUGGGGCCGGUGCCUUGGGCCGUCAACUCGGAGAUCUAUCCUCUCAAGUACCGGGGGGUCUGUGGGGGGAUCGCAGCCACCGCAAACUGGGUGUCCAACCUCAUCGUCGCGCAGAGCUUCCUCUCGCUCACCAAGGCCAUUGGAACGUCGUGGACGUUUCUACUGUUUGGAGGGAUCUCGGUGGCGGCGCUGCUCUUCGUCUUCUUUUGGGUUCCUGAGACCAAGGGCCUGUCGUUUGAGGAGAUCGAGAGGCUGUGGCAGGGGGAGAAUCGGCAGCAGCAGCCGCGGGGCAUCGAAUCCAAAGAAGCCGCCGUUGAGAAUGCGUGAGACAGAGAGAUCAAAAUGGUUUGUGACAAGUUCGAACUCUUUCAUGCUGUGAUUGAUCAAGAAAGUGUAUAUGUUUUUCUAGUGUAUGAGAGAUGUGUGUAUGUUGUGACCCAUGGGGUGUUUGUUGGUCAUCAAAUUCUUGCUGCACCAACUUUCCAAAGUUGGUGAAUGUGUGUGAAUUGAAUGCUUAGGAUGCUUUCAUAUA